UUACCUGUUCCUUUGUCAGGCUGGCAUACUGAAGUGACUCGGGUAUAUUUACCAACCAGGAAGUAAACGUAACAUAACAUGGUCUGACCUCACAACACAGGUAGAGGAAAGAUAUCAUCCACGAGCCCAGAUACAAAGAACACUGCUGUCAAUGGCGUCCCUUUGGGUUAUAGCAACAUCUGUGUUUGCAGUUGUCCUGUUGAAAGGUGUUGGGGCAGCAGUGACUGUAUCAGGGUCAGGAGGUACAGGGAUACACAACCAGCAGACUCUGACACUGAGAUGCAGCUACACUGUGACACCUGGUGAUGUUGUUACUGAGUACACAUGGAGGAGGGUGGAGCGCAGCUCUACAGUGAACAUAGUCAGUGGAUCAGUGACUGCUCAGACAGCUCGAUUCUUUGACUCCUGGGAGAACAAGGGCGUGUUUGUUGGCGACUACACCUCCUCCCUCGACAUCCAACUACCUGCCAGUCACGUGACCUCCAGCUAUGCCGGGACAUACAGGUGUGAAGUGACUUCACUGUCAGGGUCUGAUUAUGCUGAUGUCACUGUCUCUGUGUUGAGUGUUGAGGGAGCAGUGACUGUAUCAGGGUCAGGAGGUACAGGGAUACCCAACCAGCAGGCCCUGGCACUGGGAUGCAGCUAUACUGUGACAUCUGGGGAUGUUGUUACUGAGUUCACAUGGAGGAGGGUGGAGGGCAGCUCUACAGUGAACAUAGCCAGUGGAUCAGUGACUGCUCAGACAGCUGGAUUCUUUGACUCCUGGAAGGACAAGGGCGUGUUUGUUGGUGACUACACCUCCUCCCUCGACAUCCAGCUGCCUGCCAGUCACGUGACCUCCAGCUAUGCCGGGACCUACAGGUGUGAAGUGACUUCACUGUCAGGUUCUGGUUAUGCUGAUGUCACUGCCUCUGUGUUGAACCCCCCUUCUAUAUCUGGACUACCAUCAACACAGACUGUCACAGAGUUCUCUAACCUCAGGAUAGACUGUAGCACCUACACCACACCUGGCAACCCUCCAACAACAAGCUACACAUGGACCUAUGGUGGUUCUACUGUCAGUACUGGGGCUGUACUUGACAGAAGGAACAUCAGUAGGAGUCAGGGAGGAGACUACACCUGUACUGCCAGCAACACUCGGGGAUCAGAUUCAGACUCAGUCAAUGUGGACGUGCAGUAUCCACCGUCUAUAUCUGGACUACCAUCAACACAGACCGUCACAGAGUUCUCUAACCUCAGGAUAGACUGUAGCACCUACACCACACCAGGCAACCCUCCUACAACAAGCUACACAUGGACCUAUGGUGGUUCUACUGUACUUGACAGAAGGAACAUCAGCAGGAGUCAGGGUGGAGACUACAUCUGUACUGCCAGCAACAAGCAGGGAUCAGAUUCAGACUCAGUCAAUGUGGAUGUGCAAUACCCUCCAUCUAUAUCUGGACUAGCACCAGCGCAGACCGUCACAGAGUUCUCUAACCUCAGGAUAGACUGUAGCACAUACACCACACCAGGCAACCCUUCAACAACAAGCUACACAUGGACCUAUGGUGGUUCUACUGUCAGUACCGGGUCUGUACUUGACAGAAGGAACAUCAGCAGGAGUCAGGGAGGAGACUACAUCUGUACUGCCAGCAACAGUCAGGGAUCAGACUCAGACUCAGUCAGUGUGGAUGUGCAAUAUCCCCCUUCUAUAUCUGGACUACCACCAACAGAGACCGUCAUGGAGUUCUUCAACUUCGUGAUAGACUGUAGCACCUACACCACACCUGGCAACCCUCCAACUACAAGCUACACAUGGACCUAUGGUGGUUCUACUGUCAGUACUGGGGCUGUACUUGACAGAAGGAAUAUCAGCAGGAGUCAGGGAGGAGACUACACCUGUACUUCCAGCAACAGUCAGGGAUCAGACUCAGCCUCGGUUAAUGUAGAUGUACGAUACGGCCCCUACCUGAUCUCCCUGACCCCCUCCACCUCCUCCUACACUUUGACCGAACACCAGGCUCUUCCAUCAAUCACGUGCUCCGCCCUCUGUAGACCCGGAUGUAACUACAGGUGGAUACACAAUGGAACAUACUUCAGCAGUGGAGCCGUGCUCCAGGGACAAGCUGACAGAUCCAAGACAGGCUCCCACAGAUGUCAGCCUUACAAUACACACGGGAGUAGUGACAGCGUUACAGUCAGUGUUGAUGUUCAGUAUCCUCCAUCUAUAUCUGGACUACCAUCAACACAGACCGUCACAGAGUUCUCUAACCUCAGGAUAGACUGUAGCACCUACACCACAGCAGGCAACCCUCCAACAACAAGCUACACAUGGACCUAUGGUGGUUCUACUGUCAGUACUGGGGCUGUACUUGACAGAAGGAACAUCAGCAGGAGUCAGGGAGGAGACUACAUCUGUACUGCCAGCAACAGUCAGGGAUCAGAUUCAGACGCAGUCAAUGUGGAUGUGCAGUACGGUCCCUACCAGAUCUCCCUGACCCCCUCCACCUCCUCCUACACUGUGACAGAACAUCAGGCUCUUCCAUCAAUCACGUGCUCCGCCCUCUGUAGACCCGGAUGUAGCUACAGGUGGUUACACAAUGGAACAACCUUCAGCAGUGGAGCGGUGCUCCAGGGACAAGCUGACAGAUCCAAGACAGGCUCCUACAGAUGUCAGCCUUAUAAUACACACGGGAGUAGUGACAGUGUUACAGUCAGUGUUAAUGUUCAGUAUCCUGCCAGUAUAAGUAUAUUCACGGCCAACUCACUCAGUGGCUCAGUGACAGUUAACGAGUCUGACCCAGCUACCUUGAGCUGCCAGGUGUACAGUAAUCCAAGGCCAGUCAUCAGGUUACUGAAUGGAACAGAGGAGUUGACAAAGGAAAAUAACUCCCUGACAUCAACAUAUAGACUGGAGUCAGUGGACUGUAGACAAAGAGGGAACUACUCCUGUACUGCCACCAACAACAUCGGGGCACCUGUCACCAAGAGGGUGGAGCUGCUGGUCAAAUGUCCACCUCGACUUGACGACCCAGUGUCCCAGCAGCUCAAGUACGCCACUACACUGGGUGGUGACGUGACUGUGUCUGUGUCAGUCCUGGGCUACCCCCUUCCUACAUUCAUCUGGAGUAGAUCCAUCAGCACCAGCCAGGACCUCACUGGUUCCUCCAGCCCUGUCUCAGAUAUCUCAGUCACUGCCAGACUACACCUUACUAACCUCCAGCAGCAGGACUUUGGGGACUACAGUCUGACAGUGGACAGUGGGGUUGGAGGGAUAGUGACAUACACACUCGACAUUUUGUCUGAAGGACCACCAAGCACCCCAACAAACAUCAGUGUCUCCCCAGAAGGUCCCUUCUCUCUACAUGUUUCCUGGAAGGAGGAGUUCAAUGGCGGAGCUACUCAGACAUUCACUGUAGAGUACAGCACAGACGAGAAGGACUGGAAGACAGCAGGAAGUCAUACGGAGACAGGAAGUGGGAAUUACUUAACAUCAGUCAUCAAUGAUCUCAACUCUGACACACUGUACUAUGUGAGGGUUGUCGCCAGGAACAAGUUUGGAAGCAGCAGCUACACUGAACAUGUGACUGGACUCACGGAGAAGGAAGUUAUACCUCCUGCACCCUCUUUACCAGCUGGAUUAAUAGCAGGAGUGACAGUCGGUGUGGUAUUGGUCGUCGGCAUUGUGGUCGUCGUUGUCGUCAUGACCAGGAAAGGAUACAGAUGCAUAUUGCAGAAACCAGGCUCAACAGACACACAGAAUGCGUCACGGAUCCCCGAAAAUAGAGGAGACCAAGUGCAUUUUCAAGAUGUUAACCCGUACUCUGGCCUGCAAGAUAGAGCGGAUGACAAACAGACGUACACAGAACUGAAGAAUUAUGAAAAUACAGGAUUCCGUCCUUCUACAGACACUGUCAACACCUAUGAAGAUAUCAACCAGACAUCAAGACAUGCUUAUGAACACGACAAGCCUGCCCUGUAUGUGAAUGCUGAUAUCAAAGGCAAAGAUUCGCCCUAUGUGAACACCUGAAACCACAGACUGAAACAUCAAUAUCUCUGACAUCAUAAUCGAUGACUCAUUCCUCCGUUAAUCAUACCGUCACUAGAAUAUUGACAAGGAUCGUUGUCCACAUACGUUUAGUGGCUGUGGAUUACAUAUAUAUUUUGGUCUCUGUCUCUGUUGUGUUGGUGAAGGUUACAUAAUAACUCAGUUUGUGUCUGAACCACUGCAACCUUUACCAACAACAGGAACGUGCUGGUUGCUGAAACCUGAGCUGCCCAGAAACGUUGU
Molecule: messenger RNA, 4270 nt
Organism: Haliotis rubra (blacklip abalone)
Lineage: Eukaryota; Metazoa; Mollusca; Gastropoda; Lepetellida; Haliotidae
Product: hemicentin-2-like
Exons: 21
Coding region: 152-4009 (1285 amino acids)
Biological process (GO): cell-cell adhesion
Cellular component (GO): cell-cell junction
Molecular function (GO): cell adhesion molecule binding
Source: RefSeq, a predicted model, not a curated record